Molecule: messenger RNA, 11753 nt
Organism: Schistosoma haematobium
Lineage: Eukaryota; Metazoa; Platyhelminthes; Trematoda; Strigeidida; Schistosomatidae
Exons: 3
Coding region: 1332-2333 (333 amino acids)
Molecular function (GO): nucleic acid binding
Source: RefSeq, a predicted model, not a curated record
GUGUGGCUGAACUCAAUUCAAAUCUAAAAAUGUCUUGAUUUGACCGCUUCUGAAAAUUUUCACGAAUUGUCGAUGUGAUGCACCAAUCAUUUUGUGACUGUUUGACCUUCAAGUGCUCGCAAUCCCCAACAGUGGACGAUACCCUAGGAGCGUUGCCUAUUUAUCAGCUGUGUUUCCACAGAGAAGUCUGCUUUCGUCUUAAUGCAUGUGGGAUUCUCCAGUAUCUCACCAGAAUGAUGUACGCUUCAGUAACGAGAUUUUAUUCUCGGAUAGUAUUUUGACCACAACAGACUGAUUAUAAUCGGUCCUCCACAAAUUUAUUGCUUUUUGCACACAGCAACAUUCCAUGUAGGGACUAGAUUUCAGCCACUGAAAAGUUUUUGAAGUUUCUAGCGGUUUGUGUUAGCACUCCGAGUCUACGUAGGAUUAUUACCAAUUUCUUUUCCUUUUUAUUGUUAACAUACCUAGGUUCCUGCCUGGAGGAUUUGGUCAUCCCCUGCUACUAGACACGGAAGCCUGUUAAGCGAAAGCUUCUUCUAUUCCGUCCACAACCAUUUGAACCAUUUGAAGUUCUCGUAUAUUUACGAAAAAUCGUUUAUUUCCUUUUCUCAAUACAGAAUGCUUACUUUUAAUCAAAUCAUUGUUUUAGUGUAACUUUUCCAUCGGAUCACUCUUCACUGUACUGAUUUUAAAUGUGGAGACAUGAAAUGACAGUUGUUUCUCUCGAAUCAUACAAUACGUACUUGUGUAGCAAUUUGAAAAAAUCUAUGAAUGUCCAAACCUUGUUGUCUCAUCGUCUCAUAAAUUUACCAGCUGCUGACUACCUAGUUAGUGUCUUCGCAAUCAUCUUGACCUGUGGCUGGAAACGUUGGAUGAUAUAGCUAAAAUUUAUUUGUAGUACCAGUGAGUUGCUCAGUUUCUUUUCCCAGUCCCUAUAUUUUAAUAUUAUUGCAUACCUUUUUUCCUGUCUUUCGGAGUCACAUUCUCGACUUUUGGUUCUUACCAUCAUUAUUUCUGCUGUAGUUCCAACUUCUUUCCCAUCCAUCAGACCAACUUCGUCCCAUUAUCUGGAUAGAGUGUAAAAUGUUAAAGCAAUGAACAUACGUCCAUACGUUGUUUGUAACUGACUGAUUGUUAAAGUGUUAUUUGACAUGCCUCUAUAUUGCUCUGUGCAUAACUUUGUCUGUCUGAACUGCAUAGUAUAUUUUAUCGCCUAAAGAUGUGUAAUAGUGUGUUUGCACCAUCUUUAAAUGUUUGUCGUUGUAUUACUUUUAAUCCUAUUACGUUUCCUAGGUCUUGAUAAAUACCACGUGGAUUACUAGAUCAUAUUCAUGAAUUCACCAAAUUCUAACCAUCAUUGUUUACUUCGUCACGAUCCUGUUACUGCACGUGCCAUUUCACGUUUAAGUCAUGGAGUUGCUCGUUUGACUGCAAGCCUUAAUCCCGAUAGACAGUAUCGACAUUUUCGUACCAGACACGCAAAAUCCAGGAACAGAACUGAAUCAGAAUCUAUAUUGAACGACCGCCAAUCUAUUACAACAGGUUCAAAACGUAAAUGGCAACCGGAUAAAAUUGAACUGGAUACAAUCAUGGAAUUGGAACAUUCCACGGCUGUUUGUUUGAAACCUGUGCAAUCACCACCAUCAUCGUUAUUAUUAUCAUCGUCAUCAUCAAACAUGGAAUCAUUACAGCAUGUAUCCGUAUCGAUAGAUGCUUUAAAUUUACAAACUAAACCAAUCCCACCCUUUUCUUGUUCAAAUCCUAUGUUGUAUAAAUCACUAAGCUCCGAUCAUAUUGAAGCCGUGGGACGUUAUUCUUCAGGAUCGUCAAUGCUUUCAAUCACUGGAUCAUCAGAUAAUAAUUCUGAGAGUGAUGCUUCGUCACAUGAUGCUGACAUUGAAGAUGCAGAUCAUGGUGACUUAAUCUGUUUCAAAGGUGGUAGAUCGUUGACAAGAAUUAGUAGACGUAAAUCAUCUAUUCUCGAUAAACAUUCUUAUGAAUUAUGGAGACCAAUGGAUACUGUGUAUCAUGCUUCUGGGGGAGGCGGUGGUGGCGGUGAUUCAUCGGACGGCCUGUCAAUAAAUAUUAAAAUUCCACGAUUAACAUCAAUACACUUACAUAAUACAACUGGAUUAUAUUGUGAACAUUCAUCGUCUAGGUUAUCACCGGUUAUCUCAUCUAGUUAUCAACAAACUAAAAGAAAUACUAUCAGUGGUAUGUUAGCCUCGUCAUCAUCUGAUACAAAUCAUUGUCGCCGUGGUCGUCGUAACAAGAAAUGCAAGUGUAGACCGCGAAAUAAGAGUGAUACUACUGAUGAUAAACAUGGAGAGUAAGUAUAUACAUUUUUCUACUAUUGUUGCCGAGUGUAUAAUAUUCAAUUGUGUUUAUCUCUCACUUAAAUAUAUAUUUAUUCAAAAUUUAAAAGAAUUUCAUACGCUUAGUUCCCUGUAUUAUUUUAAGGAGAGCAAGAACAGAGAAUUAAGUAGAAUGACAUAAAUUCAUUUUAUGUCGUUAGGUUCUCAUCAGUUGCUUAUAACCUAUAAUAUUUUAGAAUCAAGAUUAUCGUAGUGUUUACAUACUUCUCAAAUUUGCCGAAGCCAUAACUAUCAAACGCUUCAAGUUGGAUUUAUUUAUCUAAAAGGAGACACUUGCGAAUCCUUCUUUACCAUGGUGACCUUAUCGUCAGCUCAUUACGUCAUUCUUGCAUUUUUUCUCCUACUUUGACUGUAUCAUUUCCUUUAAAUUCAUAGUUUUAUUUUUAGCUAACUGAUCUCAGCUCAUAUCAUUCUUAAUUGCAAUUAAUUUAUGUCCAACUACUUCAUUACGUAACCAAUUAGUUAUCUUAGCUAUAUGAUCCCUUGUUACUAUGUCUGAUGAUCCAGAAUCUUCACUUAGGUAUUACAUUUAUUUCCAACACUGGGUGUCUUCACUUUCAUUACUCCACCAUGAUGAUAAGUAUCCAAUUUUACUGUCCCAAAUUCGUAAGCUUAACGGUAAUUUAGAUCUUAAAAUAUGACAGGUUGUAAACUGCUAAUGAGAACCUAGCCACAUAAAAUGAAUCCAUGUUACUCUUCAUAUUUCUUUGCUUUUGCUCUCUCUCUCCCUUAGAUAGUUUGACGUAGUCGAUAAGAAUCCAGAGUCUUAGACGUUUUAUCUUAGUUGAUACCCGUUUAUGGGGCGCAUUUGUAAUGUCACUCUCGGGGUUCGAUCCCACAUCACACAGUACCACAAGUAACCUGGAUGAUAUGGUAGUGUAAAUGGUAAACAUUCAACUAACAGGUCACAGAUUCAAAUCCUUGUCCAAUUCCUUCAGUUCAGGCAACUAGAAAGCAUCACAGGCAAAUAAAAAGUAUGAAAUAACUCAGCCUCAAAUGCAGUAGAAUAUGACGAAUGGAUACUACCGUACCAUUGUGGCUGACUUUGAGUUGUCAUCCAAUGUAUGCAGCCAUAGUUUAUGGCUAUUACGCAGGCUUUAACGAGAAAUUUUAUUUUAUAGAGAACAUAUAUUAUUGAAUAAAUCAAUUAUUAAUAAGUAUUCACUAACACCGUCAUUGAGUAUCCAUAGAUAUCUACAAUUCAUGUAUGGAACCUCAUAAAAAAUUUAUUGUUACUGAAAAAAUGUUAUCGUUGCUAUUAUUUAUCAUUUAUUCCUCUAUUAGACAUAUCUGUCAUAAAAGUUGUAUCAAAAAUGGCUCACAUUCUUCGUCUAGUUCAUCAUUGUCAACUGAAGAAUCAUCCGAUGAGAAACGUUCGAAAGGUAUAUUCAAAUAUAUUUUAUCAAGUUAAUUUCUACAGCCUUAUUUACCCAGUUAAUCUUCUAUACAUUUUGAUAUUAUUUAACUAUUUAAUAUACGUAAACGGUUUAACAUCGAGGAUACUGUGCACUACUAGUUUAACAGUGUGUCAUUCCACUUGGAAAUAAUACACAGUAAGACUGGAUUGGCAAAAUGAUAAAAAUGUUAUCAGUAUGAGUUUGUAGAGAUUGUUGAGUUUAUUUGAGAUCACGAAUCGAUCGAAGUUAGACAACCAUUGGAAACCUGGAAAUAUUGGAAUGGCUUUCUCCCUAGUAUGGGAAUCCCCGGCAGUUUUCAAUAUCGCGGAUUGAUUGAAGUUAGAUUUGUACAUUAUUGGGUUCUGGAUUAGUGAUUUAGAGGCUAAGCGUUCGCGCGUGAGACGGGUCCUGGGUUCGAGUCUCACGUGCGGGAUCGUGGAUGUUCACUGAUACGAAACGGCCGUCCAGUGCUUCCAGAUUUUCACUGGUGGUCUAACAUUUAUCGGUUCAUGAUUUUAUUGAAAUGCCACUAUCACCAUAACCCCAAACUGAACAUAUAUCCUUAUUGUAUGGUUAUUAAGCAGCUACAUUACUGUGUCUAUGUAUUCUGUUUAUCAUAAGUUUUCUGUUGACGCAUUAGCUAGUCAUACGACUUACUAUUCCUAAUUUGUUACCACUCCAUUACUCACCUUUUCUCUCAUUUAGAGCCACUUUUGGCUUGUUCAGGUAUAAUUGUUACUUUUCAUUUCGUGAUGUGAUACGUUCCUGCAUGUCUGUAUAUAAACCAUUUCUGUUGAGAAAUAAUUAUAGUGGAAAUUGCUUGUUGACCCAAGGCAGGGCAUAGAGAGCAGCUUGUGAUGGGUUUAUUAGAACUUAGCUGUUGGCUCAAGAUUAAUAGUUCUUGUCAGGAGUGUGAUUGGCGGGUUUGGAUACACUAGACUAUCGAGGAAAAACGAGACGCGAAAUGGACCAAAUUAAAAUUGGGAUUUUGAUUGUUGACUUGGCACGUGAUAUUGGUCAACCGUUCUAAGGUUAUAUGAGGGGGAUUAUUAUUAUUAUUAUUAUUAUUAUUAUUAUUAUUAUUAUUAUUACUAAAGUAGUUGUAUUAUUCAGUAAUCAAAACAAUCUUAAAAGACCUAUGUUGUUUAAUUUGGCUACAUUUAACAGUAUAUUAUACUGGUCAAAUUCUGAAAUGAUCUUUUUUCCCUACGUAAAUACCGUUUCUGGUGUUUAACAUGACUCUUUAAACUGAAUUAUGCCAUUUUUACGUUAAAAUAUAUAAUAUUGACGUCCAACUCUCGCUGGAUGACCUCUAACAAUUAUAAUGAUAAUAAAAUGUUUCCAUAAGUAUAUUAGGUCUGAUCAAUAUGCGAGAUACAUAAGAUGAUCCCUGUAAUUCUUUUACCACUUGGUGAUGUUAAAACAAGUUAGUCGCACGAUACGGGAUUUAUUACAACUGCAAGUCAGAAUACUUACUUAAAAUUCGUAUCAAUAGUACAGAAUCUCAAGAUAUGUUCUCUAUUAAAUAUUUCCUCACCAUCUGUUGACACUUGUGAUAUAACAAACGACAACGAACUGAGCUAAUUUUAACAAGACAAAUUAAAAUAGGUAGAUGAAUAACUAGUACAUGAAUCUUUAAUGUAGUCAAACAAAUCAAUAACACUGACCCUGGCAGCCACAUUGACAGAUGCUAUCAACUGUAUUAUAGCAUAAAAUUUAGUGGUUAUGUGCUAUGAUAGUUUUCUUUUAUCUUGUGCUGAAAUAGUACUAUAUUGCAUAUCUGUUAGUGUACGUGAUUUGGAGCACAAGCUAGUGGCUAUCAGGACUCAGUAGCUAAAUGGAUAACGCGGUGGCGUUUGAAACGAACGGUAUUGGGUUCGAGUCCCGGAGUGAACAUCAACAGUAAGAUGCAGGUACAUCCUUUUGACGAGUCCCAAAUAGGAUGAAACGCGCAUCAUGGAUUUCACUGCUAGUCACCAUCCAUCUUUGCUUACAAGUCUAUAUUUAGUUUGUCUUGAAAUAAUAAAUUCAGCUGUAAUUCGCUAUUUAUUGUCCAACUAUACCUUAAUGUUGACUUAACGUAACUAAAUAUUUCUCUGUGUUUAUCAUACACAAAAGUGUUUCUUUUAUGUAUUCCAAGAUUAUCUAUUUUUAAAUACAAGAAUCAUUUCACAUCUGAUUAAUCUUUGGAAACUAGCUAUUAGUGAAUGAUUGUUUCAUCCUAUAUAUUCUUUUAAACUCCACCAUUAUGAAUCAACAAUGAUCCAGUUUGAAUUAACGUUUCCUCAGACUCCCCAGUCUAUAUUUAGUGGUUAAUUAUUUACAGUUGUAAUGUUAUUUUUCAUAUUUCGAAGGUUUCAUUGUAUACAAACAUCGAUUCACCUCUAUACCGGAACAUCAGAACACUUGUGAUACUCAUAUGAUGAAUGUGACUUGUCGUAAUAAGAAAACUAUUCAAAAAAUCAUCAAAUCACCAUCUACCAUAACAGAUAACAAUCGUUGUAAAACAGUUGUUGAUCCGUUCAAUUCAAAAUAUCAGUUAGAUGAUUCAACUAAUUCAACUCUAGAUGAACCUGUUGAUCCGGAACUGGCUAAUCUUUUACAUGUAAGAUCAGGUAUUUUAUCUCUCCAUUCUUUUUUCUUUAAUUGUUUUUCCACAUGGAAGUACCGAGACGGAUAGAAAAUAAUCAAUGCAAGUUGUAAAGAUUAGUAGCAAGAGAUUGGUUGCAUAUUAGAGUGAAACAUCUUUUCAGUUCUCUUUAGUUUCUGAUAGUUUUCCAGACGAUACUAAUUUGUGAUGUAGUUUUCAUGUAUAUUAUUAUUGGCUCUUAAAAUCUAUAACAAAGUAACUUUGUAUGAAUAUGGAGGAUUUACUUGGAGUGGGACAACCGAGAUUCCCAACCAACGAUCUACAUGGGUUAUGGGAUCCUGAAGGAAAAAAAAUAGAGUAUGAACCUAUUUUUGUUCACUGGCUACUAUGAAACUACAUCUCCUAACGUUACUCCACUACCUCAUGGAUUAGACCUGUAAGUCAAAGGCUUGGAGAGUGACCUCCUCUCUGUGCCCACCAGCCCGAUUAAAGCGCCUGUCAUACGCUUUUCAUCCUCUCAAUUUCGUAGACAACACCCGCACCGAGAGAAGGCAGUGAGUAUGACUUCCCUGGCAGUGGUUGUAUGCACUUGGCCAUGUGAGAACAUUUCGAGAGUGAGAGUUGACUCUCCGCACUCUUGAAGGAAUAUUAUUCCUUAGCCUAACAAUCAUCUCUUCAAUUUAUCUAUAUUUAUAUAAAUUAUGAUUAUGUUCAUUUGUUUGAUUAUGUUUUGCUUUUUUCCUUAUAAUCUUAAUAAGGGAACUUGGCCAUUAUUAAGUACCAGAGCAAAAUUAAAUUAUACAAAAGCAAUGAAUUUAUCUAAUUCAAAACGAUAUCCUAAUUUAAAAAAACGCAAUACAUCUAAUAAUCAUAAAAUGAAAGAGGAUUCAAAAUCUAUCCAACAAAAUUCAAUUAAAUUUCUUCCAUCUAAAUUAAAUCAAUUUUAUAUACAAAAUUAUUCAAUAUGUAAGGUAAAUUUUGAUUUACAAUAAUUAUGUUUGUUUGUUAUUUUAUUAUUAUUACUAUACUUUUUGUUAUGAGACCCGAACGUUGUUGCUACCUUGAUGUGGUGGCUAGGCUUGCCCAUCGUGAUGAACCAAUCCAGCUAUACUAGCUGGAACAAUCGUUCCUCAAUAUCCUACCAUGCCAGACAGGUCGGUCGAAAAGCGGUAAGACUAAAAGCAGCGAACCCAAGGUUCGAGAGAGAAGUCGUACUGCUGACUGUACAGAGGUAUGACAGCAGUAUGGUGUUUCCUUCAGACAACCGGUAUAACAGUGACCCUGCCUUCGCACAAGGGAUGGUGGGGUUAGAAAAGAUCGACCCUAAAAAUGCACACCUCGCCUUAUCCCACAGACAUCCGUCUCUGGCGGUAAGAUUUCAAUAAGUACGGAGCUAACACGAAAACUACUCACAAAAUGGUUGUGUGACCGACCUCAAGCGGUUGUCUCUUGAGCAUUGCGGCCACGCUCUCAGGUCACUAAAACCACCUCUAAUCCAAUUUCCUUUUCAGGUACCUCCAGAAGAACCCUUCCACGGUGUGGGCAACCGGGAAGUGAUAACCGUCUUCAUACCUAUAACAGCACUCAAGACCAUUGUACUCAUAACCAACCUCCGUCUUUUGACUGACUGACUUUUGUUAUGAGAGUGUUAGAGAGAGAUACAGGGAAAAUGGUAAAAUCUGAAAAUUUCUAGAUUUUCAAUCGAAUUAUCAAAAAGUGAUAAAAAUCAAAGUAAUAACCCAUUAAAAUUCUUAAACUACUUACUCAAGUCUGUUACUCCCAACAGAGCAUAGACCGCCGGUUAACAUACUCCAACCCAUUCUGUCCUGGUCCUUUAUUUCUAAUCUUAUCCAAUUGUUGUUCAUUCUUUUCAUAUCUGUCUUAAUUUCUCAGUGUAAUUUGUUAUUUGGUCUUUCUCUCUUCCUUUGUGGUUGAGGAUUCCAUGUGAGGGCUAGCCUCGCGACGCAGUUGGGUGCUUUCCUCAAUAUGUGUCCUAUCCACUUCCAGUGAUUCUUCUUGAUUUCUUCCUCCGCUGGGAUCUGGUUUGUUCUCUCCCACAGUAGAUUGUUGCUGAUAGUGUUAGGCCAACGAAUCUGUACUAUUUUGCGUAGACAACUGUUAAUAGAUACCUGUAUCAUCUAGAUGAGGGCUUUCAUCAUUUUCCAAGUUUCCGCUCCAUACUGUGUUGACAUUUGUAUUGAAAAUCCUGACUGGUGUUGAUUGACAGUUGUUUUAAAUCCCAGAUGUUCUUCAGUCGUGAAUAUUUCUUCGAUAAUGUUGACUUCGGUAAAUUGAAUUGUUUGUGACGAAUAUUAUGUUUAUUUUUCCUUUAGUGCUGAUUGAUUUUCAUUGAUGAAGUUAAAAUAUGGGCCAUAAGUCGAAUUAACUGAACAUAGCUCGUACUAUGUUGAGAUGUUAAGUGGCUAAAAGUACUCAGUUACUUCGAUUAAUGGAAUCCGAUAAAUAUCAACCUGACAUUGGCCAGUACUCAGUGAUUAUUCAGUUGUAAAUAUCUCUGUUCUACAGGAGGUCAGUCGUGAUCUGAAUAGUUCUAUGAUAACAUAACAGACUGUGAAGCUAGGUGACUUGGGUUCUAAUCCCUUGGAGCACAUUGGUUUUCUCAACAUUGCAGGUACACGUCGCUGACGAGUACCAACUAGCACGAAACGCCGUGUAAUCAGUUUUUUUCAAAUCUUAACUCCUAUUAGACCACAAGUUACAUCCACCCCAGUGUCUAAUCAGAUAAUAAAGUUAGCAAGUACAUCUCUUCUCUGUUUUAUUCUAUUUGAUUGGAUAAUUCCAUUCAUACUAUCCGUAUUAAUUUCUUAAUCACACACCAUCAUAAAUGAUAAAAUGCACUAUAUGCAUGACUACACCAUAAGUUAAGGAGCAACUUAAUAAUUAAUUAACAGUGAAUUGAGAAAAGUAAAGUGUACAAUAAUACCUUAUGUGCCAUACCAAAGAUAUCUAUUAGAGUUAUACAAUAAACACCUUGACAAUAAUUCUUCAUAGGAUAGAUCUACGAAUUACAGGUUUCUCGAUAUUCGUCUCGUUAUAAUAGUUUCCUAUUAUAUCAGAUAACAAUGUUUAUGCUAAUUUUAUUUAACAUACCUCAGCUAGUUUCUUGUUAUCAAUUACUAAUGAAUAAAGUAUCAUUAUUUCCCGAUACAAGACCAGGUAUGGCAACUUGGACCAAUGCACAUGUGUGCCUGGUCCUACGUUGUAGCUGAUUGACUGACAAAAUCAGCUUAUAAAUAUAAUUCUCUCUGUGAUAUUUUUCCUCAGACUGAUAAAUCUAACCGUCAAAUGCCUACACCUCCAUGGAUGAUUAGUGACAAUGAGUCAUUACGGGAUUCUGAUGAAUUUGACUCUGAUCAUAAUAAAAAAGUACAUACUCCCUGUGUGAACAAUCAACGUCCAUGUAUUGACAAUUGGAAAGCAGAAGUGUCCAAUGCUAAACCAUUAAACGAGGUAAAUUUCACUUUUAUUUUCUUUCUGUUAAAUUUCGGAAAUUCAAAACUUGCAAAUAGUGAUCAGUUUUGUACUCAAAAGAAUCUUAAACAAACAGUUCCCAACUGCUUCUUAGUCUCUAAACUUCCUUCAUUAUUGGAUUUAAAAUAAGAAAAGAAAAGACGCAGAUAGCCAUUCACGACAUUGUUCGGAUAUUCGCUUACCAAGUGCAUACUUUGUACGCUAAUCGGUAAUUGCCCACUUAGUCAAUCACAAUGUAUAACCUUGUAUGUAUGUACAUCAGUUCAAGUUGACAUACCCCAUUAGCACACAGAGAUGAAAUUGUCAGAUCAAACCCUACAAUAAUAGAGGUAGUUGCAAUAUCAAUAGUAGUAGAAAAGAUUAAGCAUCGAAUAUGUCAUUUAAGAAGAAAAUAGAAAUUAGUGGGAUAUGAACAUAAACAAGACUAUGAGGAAACUAGAAUUUGGGGUAAGACAGUUAAUGGAUGGACCUGCGUCAUUACAAACAAACCUGAGCUACGUCACUUAAAGUCCCUAACCACUGGUUAUGAUAAUCACAUUGACACCAACCAUGUUGUCCACACCUGUUAACAUGACUCAGUCAAAAUGGUAAUGACUUCUUGAACUGAUGCCACGUUCUGGUUUGACCGCCCUUACAUUUCUCUAACCGACUCCCACAACAGACGAUAUCGUCCGUCCAAGUAGGCAUCGUAUUCCGACAUUAGAAAGCCUAGUAUUUGUAGUCACUAUUUGUUAAUAAGUGUACCAGCGAUUGAUCUCCACCGCGAUGCGCACUGCUGAUGAGUCCCAUGGUAUGACAGAAAUAUCAUCCAGUAAUGCUUUUUAGUUCUCUGUGCUUGUUUAGCUAAUGACAAUCUGUUUAUAUAGACGAAAAACUGAACAAUCGCAACCAGUUCCCCAAAUAGUGAUAACUAUUUGAUCGAUUAAAGAUUACAGUAGCAUUGUAAACAUAAAUGCUUUUUGAGACCUGUUUAUUCUUUCUCUACCUUUAAAAUAAUAUUCCAUAACAAUGUACUUUGGAUUACUUUUGUUUUGUUUUGUAGACCAAUAAAGGUCAUCGUUUAUUGCAAAAACUUGGUUGGAAACCUGGUGAUAAAUUAGGGCAAAAUGGUAAAGGUCUAAUCACACCAGUCAACUGUAAAGAAGAUAGUCAUUCGUUUGCGAUAUGAUUGAGACAUCCCCUUUUUAAGUAUUUUUUGUAAUUACUAAUCUGUUUUUCACGCUGCAAAGUGCUUGUAUAUAAAUAGUAUGUAAUUCUAAUGUUACAAUCAGAUAUGGUGCUUUCUUUUGUUGGAAAUAACAUCAAAGGACUAAAUUUUAAUCAUUACAUUUUACAUAUUCAAAUGUGUCCUUCAAUUGAUAUCUACUUACGUACUUACUUACGCCUGUUACUCCCAGUGGAGCAUAGGUCGCCGACCGGCAUUCUCCAACCCACUCUGUUCUGGGAACUGAUUUUUACUUUCAUGUAUAUACUGUUGUUAAUGUCUUUUUCCAUGAAUCAAUCAAAAUAGUCUGUGAUUCCUUUUUUGUCUUUUUCCAAUGUUGAAUUUUUGUUCCUAAUCGGUGUUCUUUCUUCUUUCAGUCUUAUUCAGUUGAAUAAAUUGUUUGUUUAAUAAAUUACUUCUGAUGAUGUUGUGCAUCGACCCCCACUUGUUAUAGGAAUUUCCUUUAAAACGACUAUGAAAAAAACAUCUUGAUUAAACUAUUUACCUCACGGAAUAUAACAUUAUUUAAUUAUUUGAACACAUAAAUAUUGGUACAAGGGGGCACCAAAUAUAUAUGCGCCACACAAAACAAUGAGAGUGGGAAGAGAGAAAAAAGAAGGUAAGGAGCAUAAAAGAAAAAAAAGAACAAUAACCACCAGAUUAGUGUAACAUAGUGUAGUAAUAAUAAUAAUAAU